This is a messenger RNA of Penicillium cataractarum, 1695 nucleotides long. RefSeq names its product acyl--CoA ligase. The record is from RefSeq and is a predicted model, not a curated record. Bases 1 to 1695 code for a protein of 564 amino acids. Gene Ontology annotation, molecular function: CoA-ligase activity. Gene Ontology annotation, biological process: secondary metabolic process. Lineage: Eukaryota; Fungi; Ascomycota; Eurotiomycetes; Eurotiales; Aspergillaceae. The transcript has a single exon.
AUGUCGACCAAGAUCCAUACAUCUUUCUAUCCAGACUUGGAUAUCAAGCCAGUCGAUCUGCUGUCGUAUCUUUUUUCCAACCCCGCAGGCACCAAUCCCAAUCAUCCGUUGUAUAUUGAUGCCAUCUCGGGAAAGCAAUACACCUACCAGGAUGUAUCCAAACGAACAAAGUCCCUAGCAACUGGCCUGCGACAAAGCUUUCACCUCAAGCAGGAUGAUACAGUGGCACUAUUUAGCCCCAACACGAUAGAAUAUGCUAUUGUGUGCCAUUCCAUCAUUGGGUCCGGAGCAACUGUCGCCCCAAUCAGUGCAUCCUUGACAGACAGCGAGCUGUACGAUCAAUUAGUGACAUGCCGAGCCCGGUUCAUCAUUGUACACUCAGCGCUGCUCGCCAUUGCACAGAAAGCAGUUCAAGGAACUGCCGCCAAAAUAAUUAUUUUGGAUGGCUCUCCCAGCACUGAUGGCCAGCUGACAUGCGAGUCUAUGGCUACCUCGUUCCCACCGGAUGACUUCGUCAAGAUCCCCGUUAGCGAGCUAGCCUCCAAGCCUGCGUUCAUCUGCUUCUCAUCGGGUACAUCCGGCCCAGCCAAAGGAGUAAUCGUCACGCAUCGCAACAUAGUUGCUAAUCUCCAGCAAAUGCGAGAUUUGAUGGUAGACUCCGGUCGUCCCUCCCAACGGCCGCAACGACGAGUCGGGCUUGCCUUUCUCCCCUUCAGUCAUGCUUACGGAUUGAGUCUUUUCCUCUGCCAGAGCAUCCAAUGGGGAACAACGACGGUCGUGAUGCCAAAGUUUGACCUCGAUUUGUACCUGAGCUGCGUCGAGAAAUACCGGCCAGAUGAACUGUCGAUAGUCCCGCCGGUCGCAUUGAUGAUGGUCAAGGAUGACCGGCUGGCAAACUACGAUCUUCGCAGUGUGAAAUUGAUUAUGUCCGCGGCAGCGCCACUUGGUAGCGAGCUGGCGUCUGCACUUGAAGACAAGUUCAAAAAGCUCUUCCAAACGGAAGUGUUUUGCUACCAGUCGUGGGGUCUUACGGAAGUGUCUCCCUUGGCUUCGGCGACUCCAAAUGAUCGCAGAGAUAAAAGAAUGCUUCACGUGGGCCGUCUUGCUGCCAAUAUGCAACUGCGCAUCGUCGAUCACGAAACACUGAAGGAUGUAGACUCAACGCAGACUGGGGAGAUCUGGCUACAUGGACCCAACGUGACUCCGGGGUACUUUGAGAAUGCCGAGGCGACAAAAGAAGCUUUUCACACCGAGGUGGAUGGGACACGUUGGUUCCGAACGGGGGAUAUCGGGAUAAUUGAUGACGAGGGGUUUAUCACGAUCUUCGAUCGCAUCAAGGAGAUGAUCAAGUAUAACGGACUCCAGGUAAUUCCGAGUGAGUUGGAAGCACUGCUGCUUGAUCAUCCCGAUAUCCAGGACGCAGCCGUGGUUGGUCGAUGGGUGGACGAGCGAGCAACCGAGGUUCCUGUUGCAUUCGUCGUUCUUAAAGAUCAAGGUCUGGCGAACCGGGAAUCUCUGGAGGUAGUAACGACUGCCAUUCACUCCUGGCUUAACCCUAAAAUCGCCAAUCACAAACGACUUCGUGGAGGGAUUCACUUUGUCAAGGAAAUUCCGAAGAGUCCCAGUGGGAAGACUCUGAGAAGGCAUCUUCGGGUAGCACUUCAGAACAGCAAGAGCCCGAAAGCACAUCUUUGA